Panicum virgatum (switchgrass) is the source of this 906-nucleotide messenger RNA. Its product is annotated as Holliday junction resolvase MOC1, chloroplastic-like. Lineage: Eukaryota; Viridiplantae; Streptophyta; Magnoliopsida; Poales; Poaceae. Bases 1 to 906 code for a protein of 301 amino acids. The transcript has 3 exons. The record is from RefSeq and is a predicted model, not a curated record.
AUGGGCGCGGCGAAGGCCAACGGCCGGCGUCGUGCAGGGAUGGGCGGGGGGCACAGCGGAGGCGGCGGCCGGUGCUGGCGGGCGCGGCGCAGCGGAGGAUACUGCUGCGGCGUGUCUGCGCUGGCCCCUAUUGCUGGCGGAUCUGGUGCCCUGGCGCCCAGGAACGCACCUGCCCCGCGAGCACCCGCCACUGCCGCGCUGGGCGCGGACGGCGCCGCUGCAGCCGCCGCCCAGGGCGCCUGGCGCGCGCCUGCGCCGUGGGCGUCCGCCCCUGAUGUGCUAGACGCGCACGGCGCCACUGCAGCCGCCGCCCAGGGCACCUGGCGCACGGCUGCCCCGCGGGUGCUCACCGCCACCGCGCUGGCCGUUCUCUCUAGCAGCGCGAGCACGGACUCGGGCAUGGCGGGCAUCGCCGCCACCGCGCAGAGCGCGGCCGCGGGUGCUGCGGGGGCCGCCGUCGCAGCCCAAGACACAGGGGCCUUGGUGGCGCGCCUGCUGCCGCCAUCCGUGUGGCCCCUGCUGCCUCUACUGCCCCCGUGGCCCCUGCGGCCGGCGCGGGCGCUGCCGCUGCUUCCCACGCGGGCGGGGCUGGCGUGGGUGCGGCCGCCGCUGGUGGCCCUCCUCCUCCGUGGCGUGGGCUGGCCCGCCGCCGCCUCCUCUGUGCGCGCGUGGCUUCAGGCCGCCGCCGCCGCCUCCUCUGCAAGCGCGUGGCCACAGGCCACCGCCGCCACCGUGUUUGCUGCAUCCGCGGGUGGCCCUCCUAACGCCCAGCCCCCGCCGGCCCUGGUCACGCUGGCCAUGGGCGCGGGCGCAGUUCUGUUUGUUGCUGCCCCCUCUCCUUCAUGGCAUGGGCUCGGUAUGCCCCCCGCGGACGCGCCGUUCGCCGUCGUCACCUUCUGCGGGUAG